This is a messenger RNA of Leucoraja erinaceus (little skate), 1134 nucleotides long. It is a transcript of the gene cbx7b, whose product is annotated as chromobox homolog 7b. The coding region runs from base 63 to 815 and encodes 250 amino acids. Gene Ontology annotation, biological process: negative regulation of transcription by RNA polymerase II. The transcript is spliced from 6 exons. The record is from RefSeq and is a predicted model, not a curated record. NCBI's taxonomy places the organism in Eukaryota, Metazoa, Chordata, Chondrichthyes, Rajiformes, Rajidae. Gene Ontology annotation, cellular component: PRC1 complex.
GAGAGGAUCGAGGGCGCGCAUGAGAAAAUGUUGCGCAGGAGGAAAGCAGCGAGCCGGGCUGUAUGGAGCUAUCUGCAAUAGGUGAGCAGGUAUUCGCGGUGGAGGAUAUCAGAAAGAAGCGCAUCCGAAAGGGCAGUGUGGAAUACCUUGUGAAAUGGAAGGGCUGGCCACCAAAGUACAGUACGUGGGAACCCGAGGAACAUAUUCUGGACCCGAGACUGCUCAUGGCUUAUGAAGAAAAAGAGCAGAGAGACCGGGCUCUCGGCUAUAGGAAACGAGGUCCCAAACCAAAGCGAUUCCUACUGCAGCGGAUCUAUGGCAUGGACCUGCGCAGCGCCAACAAGCUGAAGGACAAGGGCAAGGUCCGCCUCUCGCUGUCCUCCCGGAGGUUCCACGGCGGCCCGGAGUCGGGGCCGGCACCGCGCGAGCUCGCCGACAACGCCAAACGCAUCCACUUUCCGCUGGCUCGGAAGCACAAGAUCUUCAAGGUGACCGAGGGCAAGCUGGCGCGGGUGGUCAGCGCGGCCCAGGCACACCAGGACGGGGGCUUCUCCGAGGAAGAGCCUGGGCCCAACCACCGGGGAACCUUCCCCGACUCAGUGUACGAUGAUGAGGAAACGCAAAGCAUCCCCGACACGACGGAAGGUCCGACCUCUCCCGGCAGGAGCGCCGCGGCCAUCGGCGCCGGAUGGAACCCGUCUUCCCCGCUGGGGGACAUUACGGUGACGGACGUCACGGCCAACUCCCUCCCCGUCACCUUCCGGGAAGCGCUGGUGGCCGAAGGAUUUUUCAGGGAUCGCAGCCUGAGUUGCUAACGGCAACGGGGAAGGAAAACGAAAGGAAAUUCCCUUCCCCCCCCCUCCCCCCCCCAUAUCCGCUCCCGCUUCCUGUCCGUCUUCCGAAGUCCCUCGUCCGUCUUCCCUCGCAGCGAAGGUUCCCCUUUCGCGGCACCUCGUGGUCUGGCGUCAACGUUCUCUCUUGCCUCGCCGCCACUGAGGUCGGCCACACGCACGUCCGGCACAAUGGCCAAGGGUCGGACUUCCAUCCAGAAGACGUCUUGGGACGCGGCGGGGAUCGGACGCCGCUGUUUCCCGGCACCCGAGCUGCCUGGAGACAUGGAGACGUUGGGGGGGG